CUCAUGCGCACACGAAAAUUCCCCCCCUCCUGGAGCCGGUCGCUGACGCGGCGGCGGGAACAUGGAGGCAGCGGCGGCGCUGGGUGGGUCGGGGCUGCCGGGCGCCCUUAUCGUCCUCAUCCUCCUCGUCCUUGUCCUGCUGCUGGCGGCCGUGCUGCAUCGCUCCGCUCCGCGGGAGACCCCCGUCGCCCCGCAGGACGGGCCCAGGGCGAACGGGCAUGCUAGGCCGGAGGAGCCUCGGAAGGCGAAGCCGGCGGCGAGGGCUCGCAGGGAGAAGCAGCGGCAGCACAGCUUCGCACACCGGCUGCUGGUAGCUGCCCUAAAGGGCCACAGCAGCCCGGUCACCUGCCUGGACUUCAGCAGCAACGGCAAGUACCUGGCGUCAUGCUCUGAGGACCGCACGGUGCGGCUGUGGAGCACCCGGGACCUGGCGGGGCGGGAGCACCGCUGCCUGCGCGCCAACGUGGGGCUGGACCACGCCGAGCUCGUCCGCCUCAGCCCCGACUCACGUGUUGCAGUCGAGCCAACACAGGGAGAGAACUUGGUGCCCUUGGCUUUCAUUGUCUGGCUGGCCAAUGCUGAGACUAUUCGUGUCUACAAGAUGACCAAGAAGGAUGAUGGCAGCUUCACCUUCACUGCAACUUCUGGGGACUUCCCAAAGAAGCACAAGGCUCCUGUCAUUAACAUAGGGAUUGCAGAGACAGGGAAGUUUAUCAUGACAGCUUCCAGUGACACCACCAUCCUGAUCUGGAGCCCAAAGGGAGAAGUCCUGGCCAGCAUUAACACAAACCAGAUGAACAAUGCCUAUGCCACAGUUUCACCCUGUGGAAGGUUUGUGGCAUCCUGUGGCUUUACCCCCGAUGUGAAGGUGUGGGAGGUGUGUUUUGGCAAGAACGGAGACUUCAGGGAGGUGACCAGGGCUUUUGAGUUGAAAGGCCACACUGCUGGUGUACAAUCCUUUUCCUUCUCCAACGACUCAAGGAGGAUGGCGACCGUGUCAAAGGAUGGCACGUGGAAAUUCUGGGACACAGAUGUGGAGUACAAGAAGCAGCAGGACCCAUACCUGCUUCUGACAGGGCAGUGUGCAGUGCUGGAGCCGUGCCGCAUUGCCCUGUCCCCUGACAGCCGCACGGUUGCUGUGGCAGGCGGCACAGACAUCGUGGUGUACAACACACGGCACGGCGAGGAGGAGGAGCGUUUUCUUGGCGUGCACAGCCACCGUAUCGCUGACCUUGCCUUUGACACGACCGGCCGCUAUCUCGUGUCCUGUGGGGACCGUGCUAUCUGUGUCUUCCACAACACUGCCGGGCACCGCGCUGUGGUGGAGGAGAUGGAGGCCAUCCUGAAAAAAACUGGGAACAAAGCCACGCGGGAGAGGCUGGAGCAGCAGAUCUCCAGCGCUCGCAAAGCGCUGGCUGCCAUCUAUGGCAAGAAGCACUAAGCUAUCCGUACAGCAGGAAGCAGCUGUGCUCUGCAUUUGGGGAUGGUUUUUUUUAAUAACUGUGAAUAGCAGUAAUAAAAGAGUGCCCGGUC
Corvus hawaiiensis (hawaiian crow) is the source of this 1533-nucleotide messenger RNA. RefSeq names its product transducin beta like 2 (gene TBL2). The record is from RefSeq and is a predicted model, not a curated record. Lineage: Eukaryota; Metazoa; Chordata; Aves; Passeriformes; Corvidae. Gene Ontology annotation, cellular component: endoplasmic reticulum. Gene Ontology annotation, biological process: endoplasmic reticulum unfolded protein response. Gene Ontology annotation, molecular function: protein binding. The coding region runs from base 62 to 1441 and encodes 459 amino acids. The transcript has 8 exons.